CAGCCACAGUGAAUACCUUAAUCCUCCCUUCAUGGGCCUGAAAAAUUCCCACCCAAAGUUGUUCCCAGGGGACAUUGUGGAGUAUCCCAGGAACAAAUACUUCUCUCAUUUCGGAGUGUACUAUGGAGAAAGGGACGGAGUUCCAUACGUCGCUCACCUAACGUGUCGAGAUUCAGACACCAAACUGCUGCUGUACGGCCGAGCUCUCAGGUCAGAGGUCAAACUGGACCCUCUGGAGCUUUUGGGGAAGAAAUACAAGGUCAACAACAUGCUGGAUGACACGCACCCUCCGCGGGACUUCCACGGUGUGGUGAAGCCCGCCAUCGAGGACAUGAUGGGCCGCGAGGUGACCUUUGACAUCCUGUUUCACAACAGCGAGCAUCAGGCGACACUUUUUAGAUACGGAGUGAAGAAGUCUGAACAGAUUGAUGAGAUCUACAAGUAUAUCAUGCCAGCCUGGAAGAAACUGUUCAAGGAGAAACAGCUGUAAACCAGGUGUGCGCUCAUCUUCACCACCAGGGGGUGCUGUUCUUCUCUGAAUCAGCUGCAUGAAGUUUGGAGGACGUUUAAAAAGAAUCCUUCUCCUCGGUUUCUACCUUUACCUUAGUCCCUUUUUACACCUCCUUUCUUCCAUUCUGCUUCUCCUUAUUCCUCACAUCCUCCCUUUUUUUCUGUCAUCAUUCCUUCCCUAAUUUACUUACUUUCCCACCACCUUUCCUUGUUAUCAUAUCCUCACUUCUAUUUCUUUACAUUUCUUCCUUCCUGUUUCCUUAUUCUUCUUCUACCCCUUCCUUCCUGCCAUCAUUUCUUCAUUUAUCCCAUCCCUUAAUUCCUCCCUUUCCUUCACAUUACCUCUUUAUUUACCUUUCCAUUAUCCUUAUAUCCCUCAUUCAUUUCCUUUCUAAACCCCUCCCCCCACCCAUUAGUUUUGUUCUUGAUUUCCUGAAUAAUUAUCAUUAUUUGUAUUUGUAUUUUUUUUUACUAAUAUUAUAUUAUUUGUUAAA
This is a messenger RNA of Neolamprologus brichardi, 1004 nucleotides long. RefSeq names its product phospholipase A and acyltransferase 1-like (gene plaat1l). NCBI's taxonomy places the organism in Eukaryota, Metazoa, Chordata, Actinopteri, Cichliformes, Cichlidae. Gene Ontology annotation, cellular component: cytoplasm. The record is from RefSeq and is a predicted model, not a curated record. Gene Ontology annotation, biological process: N-acylphosphatidylethanolamine metabolic process. Gene Ontology annotation, molecular function: A2-type glycerophospholipase activity; glycerophospholipid phospholipase A1 activity.